Molecule: messenger RNA, 1542 nt
Organism: Fusarium odoratissimum NRRL 54006
Lineage: Eukaryota; Fungi; Ascomycota; Sordariomycetes; Hypocreales; Nectriaceae
Exons: 3
Coding region: 1-1542 (513 amino acids)
Source: RefSeq, a predicted model, not a curated record
AUGAUUGCUUGUAGAAUCGUUGCUGUAAUUGGGCUUCUCGCCGCGGGUGUCCAAGCUGGACCAUGCAAGCCCUCAUCGGUUGUUACAACCACGGCCGAUGCUACUUCCACUCACUCGGUUUCGAACACCGGCACUACUACCUCUGGCGACAUCGCCACGACUACCGAGACGACCCUCACUCCCAGCUCGACUGCCUAUUCUUGCGUCAACAAUGAAAAGACCCCGUUCCCAGCUGGUGUCCUUUGCGACACCAAGGGCAUUGGCGCAGACCCGAACAUGCUCUUCCUUACCCAAGUGACUGGUGAUGCCACGAUCGCUCACUGUCGUGAUGUCUGUAGGGGUAUGGAUGACUGUAUUGCUUUUACUGUGCAGCCAAACGUCUUUUGUGAUCUUUGGGGAGGCAGAAUCCAAGGGACUGAUGGUUCUAAUACCGACUUCUCUUGGUACUCCUUGGACUGUUUCUGUGAUCUGCCUGAGUUGUCUACGACUUCGGCAACAGCCACUGCUGCCACGGCGACGACGGGUGCUACAUCCCUGACUACCGACACUGCUAUAACCAAUACAGCGACUAUGGAUACUACAAUCCUCACAUCCGAAACUGCUACUACGGAGCUCGAGACAUCUUCUACGGUUCCCACGACAUCCUCUGCUGCGCUCACUUCAAGCACUGAAACCACCACUGCCGCUGCUACGACUACCACCAUCGCCACCUCCGCUCCUAGCUGCCCCGGUGGAUUCCCGUCUGGCUCCUCAUGUGGCGUUUCUAAACAAUAUGUCGGAACAGGAUCGUACAUCAAAGAUAUAGAUGGAACAUAUACACUCGGCGAGUGCCUGCAGUUCUGCAUUGACCAUCCUACGUGCAACCUCUUUGCAUAUGCCGCUACCUGGUGUGAGCUGUGGAAUGGAGAGUACGCCACCACCGGGUCUUCUGUGAAUUUCAGCUGGAAUAACCAGAGAUUUACCCAUUCGCUCAAUGGACUGUUCCAUGUGCUCCGCCGUUGGAAGCCCUCUAGCAAUCGGGACAUCGGGCUGAUACUGGAGAUCACAGCGUACUCACCUGGUGACAAUGAGUGUUCUCAAGCAGCAUCACUGGAAUACGAACUGCAUGACAACUUCCAGUUAGAAGAGGACCUGGAAACUUCACCCAGCUUUCCAGAAUUCAUGGAUGCCAAAGAGGCUAGAGAUCUGCUCGCAGCUGGAAAGAAUUGGCAUAGGCCGAUGGCCAUCCAAGGCCUGGAGCGACUACAGAGCACACCGCUUGAACUGAGGACAAGGAGAAAUUUUGAGCAAGUCCCGAUCGUUCACACCCAUUGGAUGCGCCAUCGAUUCUCCAGGGGGAUAGCUGAUUCGAGCCCGGCACGGAUAUUGCGCAAGACUCUGACGAGCGUCGCUUCUCUCCGGCUCGAAGCUGUAUCAGGUCCAUAUAUUCGAUUUUGUAGGACUUCUCGCAUAUGUUGCGGUAAAUUGGAACAACCUGAUUCUUCAGCUUCCCCAUCAUAUUCGUCGACUUUCCUUCAACGUCUUUCCAAGAUCACCAACUGA